GCUCUUUAGCAAAGUCUCUCUCAUUUCCUCUCUCUCAAUCUCAAUUUCAGGAACAUCUUCGCAGCCUGCUCUCUUUCUUCUUCUUGGGUUCCACUCUUUAUCAGAUUAAAUAAGCGAGGGAGAGGGAAAAGAAAAGCCACGAGAAUGACUGGGAAGGACACAAGGAUGGUCUUGUCUGGAGACGAUCAAAAGAACGUCGUUCCGCCGUGGUUGAGGCCGAUCGCCAGCAUCAAGCUCUAUGACUUUUGCGAGUCUCAUUCCUCCAAAGAGUACAGUUUCUACUGCAGAGUCUGCAUGGUCGCUCUAUGCAAAGAGUGCAAGAAGCAACACGAUCUUUCUGGGCACGACAUCAUAAAGGUAUAUAAAAUUGCUCGAGUGGCGUCGUUCAGAAAGAAGGAUUUGGAGCCGUUAUGGGAUAUUUCCGAUAUCCGUUUAUACAAUCAAAAGGGGUGGCCUGUUGCAGUCAUAUAUAAAGAGGGAGAUGGGAUCUCUCGCUCUAGCGACCAGAGCAAUGCUGCAGAAUGCGAAUCUUGUCGAUACCAACUCAAGUCGCCGCGAGCCAAAUACUGCUCUGUGGAAUGCAAGGUUGAAGCCGUGAUGAAGGUGGAUGAAAGUGAAAGUAUGAAGAACGAAGCAAAGAGAAAGGUUGAGGCCAUAUCAGAGGGAAGUGGUAGCAAUGUGAAGUCGUUUAGGAGACGAUCGAGAAAGCAGAAAAACCCGCGGAGAGCUCCAUUAUUUUAGCCGAAGAUUGGUAAUUAGCAAACUUAGUGAAAAUCGAGGUGGGCUACUUGGUUUUGGUACGUAAUGGUUGAUUUUUCUUUUGAUUGUUUUGGUACAUUCCUGAUAGGGUUAAGUGAAACUAUUGUUCUUCUGUUUUUGG
Molecule: messenger RNA, 880 nt
Organism: Rhodamnia argentea
Lineage: Eukaryota; Viridiplantae; Streptophyta; Magnoliopsida; Myrtales; Myrtaceae
Exons: 3
Coding region: 145-741 (198 amino acids)
Molecular function (GO): zinc ion binding
Source: RefSeq, a predicted model, not a curated record